CUUCUAUUUCUUUUAAAACCAUUGUUUUCUCCUCUUUACACUGUGAGAGAGAACUUGUGGCAGGCCAAGAAGUCUAGAAAGAACCAGGCGGAAGGGGGUCCUUGAGUCACAAUAACGACAGGCCGUUUAGUUUGUCUGCUGCAUCUUGAACUAAUACCAUUAAAACGACGCCGAGCCUCAGAAAAAUAAAAAAAAAAAUAAAAAAUAAAAAAUAAAAAGAGAAGAAGAAGAAGAAGAAGAAGCAGAAGAAGAAGAAGAAGAGAGCGAAAUGUUGCUUUCCCUUAAAAGCUGAGGUAGCCGCACACAACACACCUCCUCCGCUUCCUAUAGCCUUCUCUCUUCAAGGCCACCCCACAAACAGUCGCCUUCUCCUCUUUCGUUCGCGGACUUGCGUACUACACAGCAUAAAGGCGUUCUCAACCAUAAAGCCAGGAACUUUAAAGCUAGCAACCAACUUUGGCGGGAAAAAAAGAAAGCAAAGGGUUACUCUGUUUCUUUAGCUCUUACUUGAACGUUAUUGCAAUUCCUUUUCAUGCAAUCGACGUUAUACUCACCCGCCAAUUCUCGUCAAUUCCAUUUUCCAUGGAAUGCUCAGCAAUUCCACUUUAUCCCUAGGAAACCCAUCUCCAAGAAACUCGAAUUAUCCUCUUCCAGAACCCUAACUCUCGCCGCUUCACUCAGAACCUCCAUCAAUUACGAACCUGAAAGAGGUCUCGACGAGGGGCCGGGACCUAACUUGCCCGUGCGCCUACCGGUGGUGAUUAGGCACUCCGGUCGGGUCUCCAGGUAUAUGUGGGAUGGGAGCAGCUUGAAAUUGGUGAGUGUUGAUGGCGGUGCAUUGUCUUUGUGUCUUGACUUCGAGGAUGGGUUUCGUAAAUUGUUUCGGGUUUCCAGUUUGGCUGUUAGGAAUUUCUUUAUUCCCAAGCAAGUCCCUGAUAAUUACAUGGAUUAUGUGAAAUGGAAGCUCUUGCACCGCGUUUUUAGCUCCGCUUUACAGGUUCUUGCUACUCAGGCCAUGUUUCGGGCUAUAGGCAUUGGGUAUUCUCGUUCGCUACCAUCAGCAGCUGCUCUUAACUGGGUCUUGAAGGAUGGACUUGGACGGCUGAGUAGGUGCAUCUACACUGCUAGCUUGGCAUCUGCCUUUGAUACCAAUUUGAAGAGAGUUAGGUUCUCAACCUCAGUUCUCUUCAGUUUAAGCAUUGGAGUGGAGCUGCUGACUCCUGCAUUUCCUCGGCAGUUCUUGCUUCUUGCAACUAUAGCCAACAUUGCUAAACAAAUAAGUCUGGCAUGUUACUUGGCGACUGGUUCUGCUAUUCAUAGAAGCUUUGCACUAGCAGAUAAUCUGGGUGAAGUUUCAGCAAAAGCACAGAUACAAACGGUAUGCUUUGAUAAUCUUGGCCUCAUGAUUGCUGCACUUUUGAAUAUGCUGUUCAAGAACAAUCAAAGAUUGCUUGCAGGAUUGCCUUUUGUUGUUUACCCUAUUUUCUCAGCUAUAGACCUUUUUGGAAUAUAUCAAGGGCUUAAGCAUGUCCAUCUACAAACAUUAACUAAGGAUAGGCUUGAAAUCAUCCUAAAUUCAUGGAUUGAGUUAGGAUGUGUGCCUUCACCUGCAGAUGUGAGUAAAAAAGAAGGAAUUGAUUUUCUGCAGAGCAAAGGCAAAGAACUAUGGCCCAUUAGAAUUGGGUGCAUAAAGACCAAGGAUCAGAUACCCAAGUUGUCAAUGAUGGCAAUGCAGUCUUUAAGCACCGACGAUUUCUAUUUCAUAUGCAUGGAGAACUCUCACAGAGGGUUGACAAGAUCUAAGCAACAAGGUAUUCUUCUAUGUCUACGUGAGGGUGCAGGCACUGCAGAUGUUAUGAUGGGUUUGUUACAGGCCUGCUACAUUCGGAAGGCCCUGCUUUUUAGUGGGUGGGAGACUAUUUCAGAGACUAAUGAGCCAGAAGGCUCAGUUCUGAAGGAGUGGACUAAAUUGAUUGAGGAUAGCAAGCGAGCAGCAGAAAGGGUUUUGUCCCCAUUAGAUGAUCAAAUGCUGGCACUGGGUUGGGCUGCGAAGAACAUAUUACUGACAACUGAGGAGCAGGCUAGAUACAGUUUUGUAGAUGAUUGAGCAAUCAAACAUCUGGGUAUACUACUGUAAUGUUAUAGGCGGCUCUGCCGCAGACCACAGGAGAGUUUUAGAGAUUAUUUUUAUUUUUAGUUUUACUCAAAAAGAAAGGAAAAAAAUUGCAUGUGUAAUUUAUCGGAUCUGUCUCUACUUGUAUCAAUACUAAGCAGCCAAAUGAAGACGAAAUGCAGGAUUAUUCAAAGUUCAUUUUUCUUUA
Messenger RNA from Hevea brasiliensis (rubber tree), 2321 nucleotides. RefSeq names its product protein root UVB sensitive 4. Bases 533 to 2107 code for a protein of 524 amino acids. The record is from RefSeq and is a predicted model, not a curated record. Lineage: Eukaryota; Viridiplantae; Streptophyta; Magnoliopsida; Malpighiales; Euphorbiaceae. The transcript has 10 exons.